GAUUUUCUAUGACACAGCUGGGACUGUAACGGGGUAAUGUUACUUACUGUGAUGCUAAGUCUAGUGUCUAAUGCUUGUUUCGAAAGGUGUGGUGUUUGUUUCUGAUUGUGAUUCAUAUUAUUGAUACAUGUUCAGGAUUUUAUAUCAGGACUGAUUAUUUUGUUAUGUAUCGUCGCUUGUUGGUUUAUAUAAUUUUUUUUUUUUUUGGUGGUAGGCUGGAUUGUUUUGUUUCUUGCAGCUCGCUCUUUUAUAUGAAUGUUUAAGGUAUCUAAUCUAUCUAGCCUCGGAACUUCGAAGAAUCUACAAUGGAGGAGAAGAUAGACGUUGCAGACAGAACGGUGCUGGUUGAUAUUGUAAAAUUGGUACAAAAAAGAAGAAUGCAGGGUGCGCUGGGAGACUGGAAAAACUUCUUAAUGAGUCAUGAUAAAAAGUUUGGGUCUAAUCUGAGUGAUCCAGCAAAGAGGUCCCGUGAGACAUUGGUUGCAUUUCUAAAGACGUUUUCGAAGGAGGGUGAUUUAAAGAUAUUUGAUACCAUCCUGCGACGCUAUUCUAAUAAAGAUUUAUUUGGGUUAUUCAAAGAUAAGUCUUGUGACAUCCCUGAGCAGAGGCUCGUCCAAAACACUUUGCAGCACCCAUCGUAUCCAUUGGAUUAUGCAUUUGAAGAACUUGAUGAGGACUGGGUGGUUAUAAACCUUAGGAAAAAAAACAUGUUGCUGAAAUCUACCAAGAUGGUUGCUAUUGAUUGUGAAAUGGUUCUCUGUGAGGAUGGGACUGAAGCAGUAGUGAGUCUCUGUGUGGUUGACCGCAAUUUGAAGGUUAUACUGAAAAAACUUGUACGCCCAAACAAAGCAAUUGCUGACUACAGAUCAGGGAUUACUGGUGUCUGUCCUCAGGAUCUUGAAGGUGUCACUUGCUCAUUGGCUAACAUACAGAAUUCCUUGAGAAUGAUGUUACUGGAUGGAACAAUAUUAGUGGGACAUAGUUUGCAUAAUGAUUUACGUGCACUGAAGCUAGAUUAUGUUAGAGUGAUUGAUACUUCAUAUAUCUUCCAAUACUCUGAUGGCAAUAUUCUCAGGAGACCUUCUUUGAAUGCUUUAUGUAAGGCUGUGUUAGGCUACGAACUUAGGCAAACAGGUGCUCCGCAUAAUUGUGUUGAUGAUGCAAUGGCGGCAAUGAAACUUGUUCUUGCUAAGAUAGAGCGUGGUGUGGAUAAUGCGAUUCCCUUGGCUCAAGAGCCCGUUCAGGUUCCUCAAAGCGAAAUGGCUAAACUUCUUCUUCACAAGAUAUCAUCUGGGGUUACUAGUGAAGAACUGUAUAAAAUUGUUCCUGGGGACUUCAUUUUAGAACUGAGGCCGCCUAAAGGGAACAAAUAUUCUGCCCUCGCCAUCUUCAAGAAUCCGCAAGAGGCCCAUGAGGCCUUUGAAAGUCUCCAAGGCAACCAAGAAAAGGAUUCAUUUGGACGUCCACAGAAACAUGUCACAUUCAAACUCAAGGCAGGUGUAAAUGCCAGUAUAUUUGUUCGGAAAAUGGCACCUGAUGGCCCCAAUGACUCUAAGAGAGCUUUAGAAGCGGACGAAACAACAGUGUUGAAGAAAGCAAAGAUGGAUCCCGAAAUUGAAGGGAGAGUCUCAAAGAAAACAAAGAUGGAUCCAGAAAUUAAAGGGAGAGUGUCGAAGAAAGCAAAGAUGGAUCCUGAAAUUGAAGUGAAUGCCACGGCCAUCUCUAAUAAGUGCGACUGCGACACCCACUUGAAUGAGAUUGAAGCACUAAACCAACGGCUGAAAGAAAAUGAUUUGGAGAUUGAAUCGCUGAAGCAACAGUUGAAACAAAAGGAUUGUGAAAUCUCCAUAUUGAAUAAAAUGGUAUCUUCCUUGAACAAGAAAUUAAGGAAAUGAUACGGCCUUCAGGUGAAACUUAUGGUUUGCUUAAAAUUAUUUGGAAGAUGCUCUGAUCUUUAACACAGGGAUCACCAAAUGUGGGUUUCAGAAAACAUGCGGGUUCUGCCCGUGAAAUUUUGGGAUUGAGGUUUUGUUGUACUCUAACACCGUAUUUUUUAUUUAAUUGCGAUUCUGAUUUAUGGCUUUGACACGUGUAAAUGGAAUAUGAGACUAUAGCCUUGACCAUAUCGAGAACAAAGCAUCCUUCCAAUC
Neltuma alba is the source of this 2150-nucleotide messenger RNA. Its product is annotated as small RNA degrading nuclease 3. Bases 306 to 1895 code for a protein of 529 amino acids. The transcript is spliced from 12 exons. Gene Ontology annotation, cellular component: nucleus. Gene Ontology annotation, molecular function: exonuclease activity; nucleic acid binding. The record is from RefSeq and is a predicted model, not a curated record. Lineage: Eukaryota; Viridiplantae; Streptophyta; Magnoliopsida; Fabales; Fabaceae.